This is a messenger RNA of Neurospora tetraspora, 1515 nucleotides long. RefSeq names its product methyltransferase TYW3-domain-containing protein. The transcript has 2 exons. The record is from RefSeq and is a predicted model, not a curated record. Bases 151 to 1449 code for a protein of 432 amino acids. NCBI's taxonomy places the organism in Eukaryota, Fungi, Ascomycota, Sordariomycetes, Sordariales, Sordariaceae.
CCAGCUUUUCAGUUCUUGCACCUUUUCUACCCUCGCAUAUCGUCUAUCCGAGACAAUACAAUUCUUUUCCCCUCACCCCAUUCCAACCCCAACAACUCCCACCACGCGCGUCACAAACAGUCCUUCAGAACCAAAACCAAAAACAAAACCAUGCUCCCCCCACCAACCCCCUCCUUCCAAACCCGCAAAUCCAGAAUCCUCUCCCAGCUCUCCGUCCCCGACGCCGAGUACACCGACGCCUCCCCCAAGGGCUCGGUCGACGUGGCCAUUCGCGAGCUGAUUGACGAGAUCAACCAUGGGUACGAAGGGCUGGUGACGACGAGCAGUUGCGCGGGGAGGGUGAGUGUUUAUUUGGAGGGUGUGAAGAGGAAGAAGCAGGAGGAUAAGAGUUCCAGUGGUGGUGAUGGUGGUCAGGGAGAGGGUGGGAAAGACGGAGAGGAAGAAGAGGGGGGUGAAUUGGAAGAUGCGGCAAGGGCAGCUACGGUGACGGCUAGUUCCUCUGGAGGUAAAGGCGGAGGGGAGUGGUUGUUUGUUUCUCAUGAUCCGUUGGAGACGGUUGAUCCGAGCACGGGGAGGGAGCAUGAUGGGAAGCAUUGGAUGGAGGUUUUUGGGUUGACUGGUGGGAAUGGGUCUGGGACUGAGUCUGGGGAUGGGGAUGGCGAAGAGCAGCAAGAGCAGCAGCAGCGGUUGAUUCACUUCAAGUUUGAACCCAUGAUCCUCCACAUCCUAACCACCUCCCCAUCCCACGCCCACCUAGCAAUCCAAUCCGGCAUGACCUCGGGCUUCCGCGAGACCGGCGCCGUCUCCAUCUUACCCCGUUUAACUGCUCCCUUUUUCUCCUCCUGCCACCAGUGUCAUACUCACCAGCACCACCAGCAACCACAACAACCAUCAUUAUCAUCAUCAUCAACACCACCACCAGCAGCACCAAACUCUUCCUCAGCAGCAGCAGAGACCACCGCCACCAACACACCAAACCCCAUAGUAGCCAUCCGCUCCAUGGGCCUCUCCUUCGAGUCCCUAAUCGGCGCCCAACGCGGUUCUUCUCAAAGACAAGCCCUCGUCUCCCCGGAAUAUUUAUCUCUGCUGGUCAAAAUUGCCAAUGAGAGGUUUGAGGAGAAUAAGAAGAGGAUAGCGAGGUUAAGGGAGGCUUUGAGGCUGGCUUUUGGUGAUGAAGCUGGUGCUGGUGUUGAGGAAAAGAAGAAGAAGGGUGGCGAUGCAGGGGACUGGGAGGAUGCUGAGGCUAGGAAGCAGAGGAAGAGGGAGGAAGGGUUGGCGAGACGGGAGGAGGUUAGGAGGAGGAAGGAGGAGGAGAGGGAGAGGAAGAGGAGGGAGGAGGAGGGGAAGCAGCAGAAGCAGGAGGAUGAGGGGAAGCAGGAAAUUAAGGAGGGAAAAGAGGGCAAGGUGGAUUUGGCGGAGGUGGUUUUGCAGGUGCCUGAUGUUCUGUAGAGAUUCUUCGGCGGUCCCGUUUUGACACACAAUAUCAAUCAGCAGAAAGGACUUGACCAGGCUCUU